Messenger RNA from Dictyostelium discoideum AX4, 717 nucleotides. RefSeq lists its product as hypothetical. Lineage: Eukaryota; Evosea; Eumycetozoa; Dictyosteliales; Dictyosteliaceae. The record is from RefSeq and is a predicted model, not a curated record. Gene Ontology annotation, cellular component: membrane. The transcript has 4 exons. The coding region runs from base 1 to 717 and encodes 238 amino acids.
AUGGAACCAAAUAAACUUUUAAAAAUUUCACUUGCCACAAUAUUUACAUUGGUGACGUGGUUAACAUUAUAUCACCUUUUACAAUUAUUAACAUUUUCAACUAAAAGUGAUAUUAAUAAUAAUAAUCAAAAUAAUAAUAAUCAAAAUAAUAAUAAUAAUGUUACAAUUAAUUUAUUUACUGGUGUACCUACAUUUGAUCAAAUUAAAGAUAUAUUUUUUAAUAGUGUAUUAAUAUCAGUAUUUAUAUUUCAACACAGUUUUAUGGCAUCAAGUGGCUAUAAAUCAUUUAUUUCAAGUUCUAAUUUUUUUCGUCCAUUACAAAGAUCAAUGUAUAACUUUUUCACAUCAUUAACUAUUGAGUUUAUGAUUUCAAAUUGGCAAUCGGUUAAUUCAUUCAUAAUAUGGGAUUUAUCAAAGUAUGAAUCAAAUUUAUCAACUUUAAAAACAAUAUUUUUAAUUAUAAUUUUAUUUGAAUUUUUUUUAUUUUUAAACUUUUUCGAAUUCUUUGGAAUUUCACAGGUUUGGAGUCAUUGCAUAAAAAAUAAAGAAUAUGAAUUACCAAUUGAAGAAAAGAAUAGAUUAUAUUCAAUUAUGAGGCAUCCAAAUACAGUUUCAUUAUUAAUAAUAAUUUGGUUUUCACCAAUAAGAAUGACAUUGGAUUUAUUUACUGUUUGCACAUUCUUUACAUUUUAUUUAUUGUGUGGUAAUUCAAAAUGA